AUUUCGCAAAAGGUAUUUAUUCAUUUCGUCGAGAGAAAUGCGUCGUGCCACUAGGGGUGUUAAGGCGCUAAUGAAAUGCUGUCUUUUACUUUUCCUUGUUCGGAUAUCUCUUUUCAACUCAUACUUUGAUACAGAAUUUGGAGAAAUAAUUUUCCAAGGAUCGGACGCAGUUUGGAAACCAGUGUUGAAAGCCAAAGACCAUUUUUUAGUUUACUCAGCAUAUCUUAAUGAUUCUUCUCAAACUGUACGGAUUGUGGGAGCUACUAGAGUGAAGAGUUUGUUAAUAAACGGAAAAAGAUUAAAUACGAUUCCUGUUCAGAUGCAAGAAAUCGCCUGGUGUCGCUUUUGGUACAAUAAAUACGAGGAGACCGCAAAUGAAUUCGCAUCACUUGUUCCGGCACUAAUUAAGCCUAUCAGGGAACACUGGAACAUGGAUUACUUGGCCUGCUUUAUAUUUUGCCAUAUGCCGGACAAAAGAAGGAUUCCCAUCAGCGUGUCAGUGUACUCGGACGCAGCAGCCCACCUUUUUCUGACAACCAAAAACAAAACUGACUUGCUUGAGCCAGGAAACAGACUUCAAAUUCAUGUACUUAGGAGAAAAGAAUCAUCUUUUUCAAAUCCAACUCUGGCUGCUUGCGUGAAACCACUGCAUUACAAUUACAGCAAGGUUUGGGAGUUAAUCGAAUGGAUCGAAUUGAACAAAAUUCUGGGAAUCAGUCACUUUUAUUUCUACGACCACGAAGUCACCGAGAACACGAGUUGCGUGCUGAACGAAUACUCAAAAUUAGGAACAGUCACUGUUCUCGACUGGAAAAAUCUACCAUUUAUGUCACAAAAGAACAUUCGCACAGAAAACAUGUUCGCCGCCUUAAACGAUUGUCUCUACAGAGGGAUGUACAAGCAUGCGUAUCUCACCAUGAUCGACACAGACGAGUUCAUCGUGCCGCGGGAAAAUGUUUCCUUGGUGGAAUUCAUGCGAUUAUCCGAGAAAGAGGAUCCUUUGCUCGCGGCUGCUGUGUUUCCUAAUGUCUUUUAUUAUCUACAAUGGCCCGACAAUCCGAAUUACAAAGGACUCGACUUGGUGACGCAAAAGAAGACUAGGCGGAGAACGGUUUUUACCCCUCGUGGAGGAAGGGCCAAAUACAUCUGUAAGCCAGAAAGAGUCGCUGAAGUUGGGAAUCACAAACUGUGGGAAAUGUCAGACAAAAUAUUCAAACAGCUUUUAAUCUCAACCUCCUACGCUUCCUUGCAUCAUUACCGCAAAUGUGAGACGGAAGGUGAUUGGUGCGUUAAAUUACCACACGUCCAAGACAAUUACAUGACCAAGUACAAAAGCCAACUUGAACAGAACAUUCUGUCGGUGCAGUACACGAUCGGCAAGAAAUGUAAUCUCAUACCAAUAAAUCAAAUUGUUUAAAUUGUAUAAUUCAUUUAACUUGGAAACUAAAAAAUAUCCGUGUAAUAAUGAUAGUGUCACAUUGUGUCGUUCAAUUUUUAACGCAAUUUUAUUCAUGACCGCGAUUCCAUGAUGAGUUAAAUUUAAUUAUUCUUUAACCUCUGCUCUGCACAUUUAAUUUUGAAUUUGGUUGAGACAAAAUGUAAUGCGGAUGUAAAAAUAAGCAUAUAAUGCUGCUCCAGUUUGACGUAUUCACGAAAAUAUAUACAGGAACAACACCCUUUGUUAUAAAAAAUAUCAAACGCAGUUAAUUAAGUUU
Cloeon dipterum is the source of this 1715-nucleotide messenger RNA. RefSeq lists its product as uncharacterized. The transcript has 4 exons. Gene Ontology annotation, cellular component: cytoplasm. The coding region runs from base 38 to 1417 and encodes 459 amino acids. Gene Ontology annotation, molecular function: glycosyltransferase activity. Lineage: Eukaryota; Metazoa; Arthropoda; Insecta; Ephemeroptera; Baetidae. The record is from RefSeq and is a predicted model, not a curated record.